Messenger RNA from Schizosaccharomyces cryophilus OY26, 895 nucleotides. RefSeq names its product glutathione S-transferase. Gene Ontology annotation, biological process: translational elongation. The record is from RefSeq and is a predicted model, not a curated record. The coding region runs from base 121 to 783 and encodes 220 amino acids. Lineage: Eukaryota; Fungi; Ascomycota; Schizosaccharomycetes; Schizosaccharomycetales; Schizosaccharomycetaceae. Gene Ontology annotation, cellular component: nucleus; cytoplasm. The transcript is spliced from 2 exons.
CAAAGUACUUUGUAAGACUCUAGUCGCAUACCUGUCAAAUUAUAUAUAUUAGUUUUCUAACUUCAGGGUCUCCGACCAUCCACUACAUUCAUAGUAGAGUUUCGGUUUAUAUAAACGAGAAUGUCUUUAGGAACUUUAUACUCUUUUAAGGACAAUACUAGAACUGUUUGUUUGCUUGAACUAGCUAGACGUUUGAAUUUACAAGUUGACCUUGUUGAAACUUAUCCUCACAAGUUCCCUGCCGAGUUGGCUGCCAAAUUCCCUCUUCAAAAGCUCCCUGUAUUCAUUGGUUCCAAUGGGCUCGAAUUGAGCGAACUCGUAGCCAUUCUUAAGUACUUCUAUGAAGUGGGCAAGCAGAAUGAUACCGAGCUACUUGGUGCAAUCAAUGCAAAGGAAGAAGCCGAAAUUUGGCAAUGGAUUGGAUAUGUGAAUUCUGAUAUCGUAACUCCUUCUGUCAUUCGUCCCUGGUUGGGCAUGUGCCGAGGUGCGACUCCUUACGAAGAAAAGCCCUUCAAGGAGUCUAGCGGAAAGGCUUUGGGUGUUUUGAAGAAAUUUAAUGAUAUGUUAAUUGACCGCACCUUUUUGGUUGGUAACCGCUUCACAAUUGCCGACUUAGUUGUUGGCAGUAUGUUACGCCUUUUCUAUCGCUUCAUCGUUGACCCUGAGCAACGUUCUAAGCUCCCUCAUUUGACCAGAUAUUAUGUUACCAUGUUCCAUCAAGGUAACUUAUCUGAAAUUAUUCCCUUGGAAUUGAUUCCUUCUGUAGUUAUUGCAAAGAACUAGGCACUAUUUUUUACAAAAGCAGUGAAUUUAACUGCGUAUAUUGAAUAUUGAAUAUAAAUAUAAAAUUAAAUUGAUUUUGUUAAUAACUAUGAAAUUUGUCAGUAAAAAGGAC